Aplysia californica (California sea hare) is the source of this 5319-nucleotide messenger RNA. RefSeq lists its product as uncharacterized. The transcript is spliced from 3 exons. The record is from RefSeq and is a predicted model, not a curated record. The coding region runs from base 337 to 1413 and encodes 358 amino acids. Lineage: Eukaryota; Metazoa; Mollusca; Gastropoda; Aplysiida; Aplysiidae.
AAUCUGGUGACCAGCUGUAACAAAGAAAACGAACAACGAAAAAUAGUCUCGAAAGUGAAAGUAGCUCAGGCUACGUUGACGUAUUGUGUGACGUUUUAAGCUUGGUAAGCCUACCAAAGCUUAUAAAAAGAGGUGGCUGGCCACAAUCACACGACACAAGUGCAAUGUAUUAGAUCUAUGACAUAGCCCUACAUUCUAACGUAGCCUAGACUACAGUUGGUACCUGGAGAAUAGGCCAGGGCCAGGUCACAUAUUGAGUCAUUGAGUUUUAUUUCGAGACCAAAUCUACGCCAAAGUUCAACUUUAAAUUAAAAAAAUAAAAGUAGUGUUGUGAAGAUGUCGGCUCUGGAUAAAGUGUUCACCGAGCUUAAUCGAAAGGAGUUGAAAGAAAAGGGCUACACAGUUGUAAGAGGCGUGUUUCCCAGAGAGGUGUGUGAUGAGUAUCAGGGUGCGUAUCGUGACUGGCUGAACGGAUUCCCAGAAGGUACCUGGCCUCAGACCAAACACUCCCUCAUUCAAAAGUACAGUGUUGGUCAUAUGAGCACCUCCUGGGAUAUCAGGCUUAAGUGCUAUCCUGUCUUUUCUCAGUUGUGGAAAACAGAAAAGUUGCUGUCGAGUAUUGAUGCUAUUGCUGUAGGAAGGCCUCCUGAAGAAAAUGAGGAAAUAUUUUGGGCUCCUGGCCAGUCAUGGCUGCAUGUUGACCAGCCGGCCUACAGACUAGGACUCCAUGCAUAUCAAGGGGCAGUCUACCUGGAAGAUUGUGAAGAAGAGGACUGGACUUUUGAAGUUGUUGAGGGUUCGCAUAAACAUUUUGAUGAUCUUCACAACAGAAUUGGUCAAAAACGCUGCACCAAACUGACUCCUGAGGAUUUAGAAUGGCUGACAGAGAAAGGUUGUAGGCUUACAAGAGUUCCGUGCCCAAAGGGGGGUAUGGUGUUGUGGGAUUCGAGACUCCUGCAUGCUAAUGCACGUCCUAUAGAAGGCAGGAGAAACCCAGGUCGUUGGAGGUGGGUCGUCUUCGUGUGUAUGACUCCAGCAGUUUGGGCAAAAAAAUUAGAUCUGAAGUUGAAGAAACAAGCUUAUGAAAAUCUACAGCUUACGUGCCAUUGGCCGUCAAGAGGCGUCUUUAUUUUCUCCUCAAAACUUGAAGAAGGUAUGACAGAGGAUCCGAACCCACUCAACACACUCCCGGAAAUAGCUACUCGUGAUACGGCAAAGAGACUUAUGGGCCUGUUGCCUUAUGAAGGGGAUAAUAAUAAAUCUGUUCAUACUUUGGAGUUUGAUGCUGAAAAAUUUAAGGAUCAAAUGACAGACAAUGACAGGAAACUUUUAGAAGAAAAUGACGAAGAUUGUGAGCUUCCCCCUCCCUAUGAGCCUUUCAGUCAUCUGGUUAUUCCAACCUCUCGAGCAUAACAAAUUUGUAUUUCUAUUUUUACAUUCCUGAAGUUGUAGUCAUUAAAAAAAUGUCUUGGAGGCAACUUUGGGAUAUUUUUCUUAACCCUUUGUCUCCAUUUUUUUUUUCCACCCUUGGACGGAAUAUACUUGUAUAGUGGGCUAUAAUUUCUCCUUAAAUUAAGCUACAGCAGUGUUUUAUACCUCAUAAAAAAUGGAAAUGAAUGUAAAGUCAGCGUAAGUAAAAUGCGUGGCCAAAAUAUCAAAUUGUAAUUCAUUGCAAUAAUACAAACUGAACGGAAAACAUUGUAAAACAAUAAUAUCAAAUUUGCGAAACAUCAACAAAAAGAAAUAUAUAUAUAUUUAUUAUAUAGAUCUAUAUAUAAAUUACUAUGGAAUGUUUUUAUGUGUAGUUUAUUCAAUCUACUUACAUUUUUGAAUGCGUAUUUUUCAUUGUAAAAAGAUAAUUUUUCGCAAAGUUACCACCUUUUUUGGACAGUCAGCUAAGCUUGGAAGUUGUUACCCAGCAGCCACAGACUGGAACAAUGCCCUAUUAAAAAACAUCUCUUUUCAUUUAAACUAUCAUUAAACUAAUUGAACAGACCCACAUAAGGAGAAAACCUAACAUCUAUGCAUAGAAUACUAGUCGUACUAUGAAUGUAUUGGGUGAUUUUUUUGUGUUUAUUUGGAAGUAAACUAUGGUGUUCUCAUCGGCUAGUGGCACAAGCCACUUGUCCUAAUGUGGCCAUCUCACUAACUGGUUCCACGGGCCACUCUGAGACAAUGGAUUAAGACCCCAAUCUGUUUCAUUUCAUUCUGUUUUAAAUGUUGCACUGGUUACAUUUUCAAAGAAAUUUAAGAAUAAAAUCUCUUAAGACUUUACUCAGAGUUAUACUUACUACACAAGAAUUUUAUUACCUAAUUUGUUAUUUUAUAAUAUGUAUUACAUGUGCCAUAUUUUCAUAAGCUGCUGUUCUUGCAUGGUCCUCAAACUGGGAUAGAAAGUCUUGCAAUUUUACUCAUGGCUUGUUGAAGUUCUGGCACCAAAUUGGGACCCUCGUUGUUCAUUUUUUGUUAAAAAGCAUCAAAUAGUUUGGCUAAUUCAAUUGAAUUGUCAAAUUUUUAAAUAUUGGUAACCUCUUCUUUUACUAAGGGACGAGGAGAAUUAAGUGAGUUUGUAGAUUUGUUAUAGUGUGGUUUGAUACAAUGGUGCUGAAUACAUCUACUACAUGGUAUGUAUAGUGUAUGGUGGCCUUUGUAAUGUUUAUUCUGAACCAGUAAUGUCCAGAAGCCAAGAAAAAUUGGUUGUUUUUUGUUUGUCUUUUAGAUGUUUAACAAGGGGGGGGGGGGUGUUCUGUAUUUAAAAUGAUAAACAUGAGGAUGAAAAUGAUGGCUGAUGUGACAUAUUUUUGUGAUUUUAAGCUUUAACAAAGACAGAAAAUACAAAAGUAUUUUUCUAUGUGCAUGUAUGUAAAUUUAAAGUAAGAAAUCAUGUAUUUCCACAUGUGUUGAUGUAUUUCUGAACUAAUUUCACUAAGCAGAAGGUUUUAGAGUUUUUAAAAGACAUAAAUUAUAAAGUAGCCCCAAAAUUAUGUUUAUGUUAAAGUUGAAAACAUUUUUUGGGUAUCAAAUUUUUAGCUCAAGAUAAGGAUAAAAGUAUUGUAUGCAAAACAUAUAAAGUUGACCUGUAGUUCUAUGUCAUUUGAACUUAGAAGUUGAAGGAUAAAGACUGGAGAUCUUUAAGAUUUUUAUUAUUUUUCUUGUGGCUUGCUUGGACAUAGCUGUAACUUGUUUGUUUUUUCUGACAUUCCAAAUUUGCAGGAGAUUCAAGUUGUGAUAAUCAAAAUGUAAUGUAGCGACGUAUUUUUACUCUUGAUGUUUCUACUAUUUGCAUGUUGAUGUGAUGUAAGCCUACCUCCCUUUAUUCCCAAUGGACUGAUGUAUGCUGAUAGUGACAGAUGUGAUGGUUAAUAGGUUCUUUACCCUGCACGCAAAAGAUGAGUAUUCAGUUUCUGUGCGGAGGAGCCUAUUUUAAUCUUAUCAACCAUCUCAGUCUUUCUGCUGGGAUACUGUAUCAUCUGUGCCAGGGUUGAUCCCUACAUGCGAGGUCAAAACAACCUGCUUCCUAAAUUAUCUCAUGAGUUAUGUUGACAGAGACGGUAAACAGUAAAAUCAUUUCUCCGCAGGGUUCUGAGAAAUUUUCUGUCUUUUUGGUUUUAUAUCUCAGAGAAAUUUAUUUAAGAGGAGUAAAUGCAUGUUAUUGAUUAUUUAACUUAUUUUUAUACCUACUUUAAGUUUUACUCCUAUGUAAUAUAAUAUUAAUGUUCAACCCCUAAAGAGACCCUAAACGAUGCAACAGGAUAUAGGAAAUCAAACAUUAUUAUAUCAUUGCACUUUUUUUUAAAGCAACUGGCAUUUUUGCCUGUAUUAUGCACUAUCAUCAUUAACAUCAUCCUCAUCAAGCGCCUGAUCUAGGACAGACAAUUCCUUUGUUGAUGCUCUCAAAAAAGCUACAUUAUCCUGAUCUUUCCCAGUUACCCAUCUAUUAAGAUCCUCCAAGUAGGUUGCUCUGUGUCAACAACUACCCCUGCCUCCUGUAGCCUUCAAUUUUGUCAGUGAAAGCUACAUGUUCAAGGCCUUUAUGUUUCUUCAAGUGUCCCUGAAACUGCAUUUUUUGGUCUUUUCCUGAUUGUUUUAAUCAUUGAGCGGCCUGCGUGGCUUCUUCAUCAGGUGCAUUUUGUACUACUUUGUUUGAUUUCUUUUCCUUGCCAUCAUCUCAGAGCCAUAAAUGAAAUGUGGAACAAUGCAGCCCUUAAACUGUUGUGUCUAGUGCUGAAAUUGGUGUGGUUCACUCCUACUUCCUACUUCAAUAGAAACUUUGAAGUAAUGUUAUAAAUAUUAUGAUCGCAAUUUUACUAAAUCGGAAUGUUGUUUUAUUUCAGUAUUAUAACUGAAGUACAAUGAAUGUCCGUUGAUUGGCUUUUGUCAGGUUAAGAAAUGGAUAAAGUGCAAAAAUUAAGGAGAUGAUGAUUUGAUUGAGUUUCGGCCAUUUUUAAUUCCAGCCUAUGAUUGUGUUCUCUAUAUAUAUAAUCUAAUGUUCUAAUCAUGUUACUGAGUUCUUGAAAAACGUUCAGCUUGCAAAGAAAACCUCUCACUAAUUGAUGAGAAAGUAAAGGUUAGCCCUCACUAUUGUACUUACAAAGACUAUAUUUCAGAUGAGAUACAUUGACUUUAGCAAUGGUUUUAGAAACAAAAAAAUGUAAAACCUAGCCUAUUUCUUUCACUACUUUCAGUUAAAUGGUUAAGGCAUUAUAUGUAUAAAUGUCCAAUCUUGAAAAUGGGGUCGGGUCAGGGACCGCAGCUAUGGUCUGUCAGCGACCUUAUAAAAUUUAUAAUAGAGAUAGCUUUGAAUUUAAUGUGAAGUUGAAUAGAGUAGCAAUAACGAUGAUGUAGAAAGAUUUGUGUUGUCGUUAUAAAUAUCAUAUAUGAGUCAUAAUAAUAAAAGAAAAAGAACAAAACUUUAAUUGUUAUUUUCUAAUGGAGUAAGACUUCGUCCCCUCUUUGAUUCAUAUUGUAUGUAGUUUUUCUAUUUUUUGGCACUGCAGUGGGUAAGAUCAACCUUAAGUGGUGUUAAUGUUCGUUAUUGGGAUUUGUUUGCUUUAGUGCUAUACUAUAUGCUACUGGGUCGCCAAUUACUGUUAAUGAUUUCUUGAUUAAUUUGUGGAAUAAGUAGUCCUAGUGAACUUAUUGUAUGUCUCUGUUGAAUUAUGUUGAUUAUUAUAUACCGGGUGCUUUGACUUUUUGAAUUAUAUUUUUUAUUAUAUCAUACACUAUCUCUACUGUGCACAAACUGUAUAAUACAUUUACGGGUAGAGAUGAAAAAUAAACAGAAAUUAUAUAUCCUUUCCUCAAUAAAUGAAAAUCAUG